Messenger RNA from Cuscuta epithymum, 1648 nucleotides. NCBI's taxonomy places the organism in Eukaryota, Viridiplantae, Streptophyta, Magnoliopsida, Solanales, Convolvulaceae. The record is from the annotation of a GenBank genome assembly.
ACGCACAGCAGUGGUCCGUAUGCUGUAAUUACAACGAGAAAUCAGUGAGACUCUUAUUGAAAGAUAAUAAGCUAUGAAGAGGUCCAGAUCUUCCUUAACUUCCAAGGGAUCAACUGCUUCUAAUAAGCUGAACACAACAACAUCUGAUUGUGAGGGGGCUGGCCAGGAUGAUAGUGUUAAUGAAACACCGUCAUCUAAUCCUCAUGUACCAGCAAAGGACUCAGACAGAUCUGACAAUAAUUUGAGUGGGAAUGUUAGUGAAACCAUAGACUUGGGUGGAAUGACGGAGGAAGAGUACUUGGAAUCAUUGAAAAAAAUGAGAGGGCAGCAAUCUGGGGGCAUUUCACGAGGAGAUUUGAGCUUGGUAAGAUUAAAGCUUUUGUCAUUAUUGCAAGCAUAAGGGUUUUGCAGCUCACCCAAAAAUAAAUGGUACAACUGCAUUGAUAAAUCAUUUGGAAAAAUGCAAUGAGUACCCUCCAAAUAAAGAACUGCGGAGUAAAAGACAAAAAGUGUUUACUUAUGGCAAGUCCAAGGAUUUAGUUGUUAUAGGAUGUACUCAAGAAGAAAUUACUAAGGCAUGUGUUCAAAUGGUAGUUCUAGAUGAGUUGCCUUUUAGUCACGUAGAAGGAGAAGGCUUUCGCUAUUUUUGUAGGGUUGCAUGCCCUCACUGGAAAGUUCCUAGUCGUAAAACUAUUGCUAGAGAUGUGCUUAAUCUGUUUUAUUCAGAAAAGACUAAACUGAAAAGUGAUUUGAGUUCAUAUAGGGUGUGUCUCACAACAGAUACUUGGACCUUGAUCCAAAACAUUAACUACAUGGUACUCACAGCUCAUUUUAUUGAUCGUAAUUGGAUGUUGCAUAAGAGAAUUUUGAAUUUUUGUGUGAUUCCAAACCACAAGGGUGAAUCUGUUGCUAAACUUUUGGAGGAAUGUUUAGUAGAGUGGGGUAUAGAAAAGAUUUUAACUAUUACCGUUGAUAAUGCUUCUUCUAAUGAUGUUGGGUUGAAAGAUUUGAUCAAGAGAAUAAGUUCUUGGAGAGUUGAAAAUGUACUUUUGCAUGAGGGAAAAAACUUGCAUAUGAGAUGUGUUGCUCAUAUCUUGAACUUGAUCGUGAAUGAUGGAUUAGGAUUGUUGAAUAAAUGCAUUCAAAGCAUCCGUAAUGCUGUUAGAUAUGCAAGAUCUUCUCCCCAAAGGUUAGAAAUGUUUAGGAAUUGUGUGGAAAGAGUUAAAAUAGAGAGUAAAGGGCUUGUGAACAUGGAUGUCCCUACUAGGUGGAAUUCUACAUUUCUAAUGUUACAAGCUGCUUUGAAGUUUCGCAAGGCUUUUGACAGGUUGAUAGAGGAUGACGGUCAUUAUCUUGGAUAUUUUAUUGGAGAAAAACAAGAAAAGAUAAGAGAAGGGCCUCCAUUUGAUGAUGAUUGGCAGAAGGCCGAAGUGUUUGCUAAUUUCUUGAGACCUUUCUAUGAAGUUACUUUGAAGAUAUGUUGUUUGACCUUCAUGUUAUUUCCAUGUUUAUAUUUGUGUUUUUGAUUAGUUUUGAGUGAUUGUUACUCUAGAAAUUACACACUUUUGGUGUAAAAGUUUAGUUUGUAAAAUGUUUGUAAAAUUGUUUAGAUUAGGUUGAUUCUGAGCUCAAACAGGUCCAAGACCAC